Molecule: messenger RNA, 2229 nt
Organism: Melanotaenia boesemani (Boeseman's rainbowfish)
Lineage: Eukaryota; Metazoa; Chordata; Actinopteri; Atheriniformes; Melanotaeniidae
Gene: kansl2
Product: KAT8 regulatory NSL complex subunit 2
Exons: 10
Coding region: 126-1631 (501 amino acids)
Cellular component (GO): NSL complex
Source: RefSeq, a predicted model, not a curated record
UCUGAAUAGGCGGGGUUAGUUUGCUUUCCGGGACUGUGGCAGUAGUGUUGGGGGAAUGCAGUAAUAUCUCCGGAUUGUACUGUGGAGGGUGUUAGUUGGUCGGACGACUUAGAGGAAGACUUGAAAUGAACAGAAUACGAAUACAUGUUCUGCCCUCCAGUCGUAAUCGGGUAACCCAGACGCCCCGACCUCCGGAGCCCCAAGCCUGCUCGUUCUCUCAGCGACCAUGUUCACAGCCUCGUCUGGAAGGCCUGGAGUUCUGUAUCAAACACAUUCUGGAGGACAAGAACGCGCCGUAUAAGCAGUGCAGCUACGUCUCCGCCAAGAACGGCAAGCGCUGCCCCAAUGCUGCUCCCAAAGCUGAGCGGAAAGACGGAGUGACGUUCUGUGCAGAACAUGCUCGAAGGAAUGCCAUGGCUCUCCGAGCUCAGAUGAGGAAGGCCUCUUCUGGUCCAUCCCCAGAGGUUCUAUUAUCUCAGCUCAGCAGCUACAACCGUGCAGACACUCAUGGUGUAGAUGGAGGACGCUCCUCAGCUAACCGCUUUCUAGAUGAAGACAGUGUGAGUGAGGAGGAGCAGGGACCCCUGGUACUCGACCAGACAUGGAGAGGAGAUCCUGAUAGUGAGGCUGACAGCAUUGACAGUGAUCAUGAAGAUCCUCUGAAACAUGCUGGAGUUUACACAGCAGAGGAAGUGGCAUUGAUCACACGGGAGAAACUCAUCAGACUCCAGUCCCUCUACAUCGACCAGUUCAAGCGCCUGCAGCACCUGCUCAAAGAAAAAAAACGCAGAUACCUGCAUAACCGCAAAGUGGAGCAUGAAACACUUGGAAGCGGUCUGCUGACAGGGCCUGAAGGUCUGUCCGUGAAGGAGAGGGAAGACCUGAAGAAGCUGAAAGCUCUGCGGCGAUACCGGCGGCGGUACGGCGUAGAGGCCCUGCUGCAUCGGCAGCUCAGGGAGAGGAGGCAGGCUGUGACGGAGGGGGUCACACAGCUCCAGACGAGAACACUGAAUGAAAAAUGCAUCUCCUUCAUUGAGGGAACCAGAUGUACCAACCCCUGCCUGCCGAUGGCCCGACACUGUCUCUCUCAUAUCUACCAGGACAGCAAUCAGGUGCUUUUCAAGAUGUGUCCAGGUCUUAAAGAUGUCCCAUGUGACCGUACUGUACACAUGGGCCAGUCUGAUGAUCCCCGCUGCCCUCUCCACCUCACUCUGCCUCCACCCAUGUACCAGCCAGAGCAGGAACCUCCACCACAGGAGCAGUUCACCAUUGCAAGCAAAGACAUGUAUCUGAGUGCAGCAGAGCUUCAGCCCACAGAGAGCCUCCCCCUGGAGUUCAGUGAUGACCUGGAUGUUGAAGGGGACGGCAUGCAGGGCCCCCCCUCUCCUCUACAGUUUGACACAGCCCUCGCCCUGGAGGACCAGACCAUUAGAGCCAUCGCUGAGGCCCCGAUGGACAUCCUGACCGGAGAAGACCCAGACCAGGUGGACCUGGACACCUCAGGACAGGAGCUUUCAGAAAGAGAUGUGGAUGCCAUCAUAGAUGACCAGGUGGUGUCGGAGGUGGUUGGGGGUGAAGAUGAUGCUACCAACAGUUCAGUCCAAGACAUGAAUACCGCUGCUGCUCCAUGAUGAAGAAGCAUCACGCUGUCUUCCUCUGCUAUCAAAAACCCUCCGUUACUUUAACCAUGCAGUACAAGAGACCAACGACUGGACUUUAUUUGGACAGUUUGUCUUGUUCCUCCUCUGAAGAGACAGACGACUGCUCACUUCCUUAAAUCUGAGACGCCAGGAAGCAAACAUGAGCUCAGACGGAGCAGAGAUAGUUUUUAUGAAAGCUCUGAUCCACUUUGUGUUCAUUACACGUUAAUAAACAUGUUAACUUUACUUGAGCUGCCGGCUGCUUCGGUAGUCCAUCUGGGAAUAAAAAUGUUUGUAAGGUUUUCACUGAACUUCAGCCUGAUAAAAUACUCUAACUCACAUGGCUCAUCUUUUAUUUGUUUUUCUUCCAUAUUUACAAAGAGUCAUUUUUAUUCUCUAAAUGACUUAAACCUGGUGAAGUGUGUAAAUAUGUGACUUCCAUGUUUCGUUUCCACACAGCAAAUUCCUCUAACACAUCUUCUCAUGUCAUGUUUAUUUAUUGUUUAUGUUUUCAGUCACUGAUGGGAUGAAAGGCCUUAAUCUGCACUGUUCAACUUCAUGUAAACCGGAAAUAAAAUAUUUUCUCAUA